AUGGAGUCCUCUCAUAAUUAUCUGAGUGAAGAUGUGUUGGUUGAAAUCCUGGCGAGACUGCCCGUAAAAGCUUUGCUCCGUCUUCGGAGCGUAUGCAAAUCGUGGAAGUCGAUCAUAGGCAGCCCCGAAUUCAGGUCCUUGCACCUCUCCUCAAAGCGCCACCCCUCCAAAGUCUUGCUCACCACAAAAUACCCUCAAUUCCCGGGCCCUUGCGAGCUUGUAGAGUGGUACCUGUUGCUUGACAACGAUCACCAUCGCCCUGCCGACUCUUCCUGGUUGGGGCCUCUCGAUUUCCCUUUCGAAUACCCACGCUUCACCUCUCCCCACAUAGUGGGCUCCGUCAACGGCUUGAUAUGCGAAUCCUGUCCCUAA
Messenger RNA from Striga asiatica, 372 nucleotides. The record is from the annotation of a GenBank genome assembly. NCBI's taxonomy places the organism in Eukaryota, Viridiplantae, Streptophyta, Magnoliopsida, Lamiales, Orobanchaceae.